UCUUGUGGACGAGGCUGGGAAGCAGUCAGGCAUCAAAGGCGUGUGAACACCUUUUCUUCAGAAACGUUUCACAAACUCCGCAUUUUGCAGGCCACGGGAGGCCGGGCGGGUCCUGCGCUGCGGGCGGCGCUCUGUGCGCUCCGUGCCGGCGGGGCCGCUCUAGCCGCGCUCUAUGGUGCUGCGGCCGCUCUGGCCCCGCUCCACGGCCGCCGUGCCGCUCUAUCCCCGCUCCGCGGCGAUGCUGCCACACGUCUGCAGCCGCCCUUGUCCCCGCUGUGUCCCCGCUAUGUGCCCACUGUGUGCCCGCCGUGUCCCCACCGUGCCCUCACUGUGCCCCGGCCGUGCCCGCCCGCCCGUCUCUAUGGGCCGCGCGUUGCCGGCGGGGCGGGCGGGAUGUGGCGGCUGCUGCUGCUGCUGGGCCGGGGCCGCUGCGCGCCCACCCCCGCCCGCCCCGCCUGUGCCCCCGGGCUGGGGAGCGGCCGCGGGCACAGUCCCGAGCGGGCGGCCGCGUGUGAGGAUGGCCCGCAGCGAGGAGGAGGAGGAGGAGGAGGAGGACGGCGGGCGCUGCCCGGCCUGGUACCCCGCUACUCGGUGCGAGAGGCCGUCACCUGGGGCGCUGUGGGCGCGGUGCUGCUGCAGCUGCUCCGGCAGAUCGCGGGGCUCAGGUCGCUGCCGGACCCCCGGACGGAGCGGAGGCUGCCCUGGAGCUCCUCGCUGCCCCCGCAGCCCGCAGGUCAGAGGGAUUCCUGCCUCGGUGUGCCAAUGGUGACUGAAGCCUCAGCCGGCUGUCCUGGCGAGCAGCUGGGGUCCCAGUUCCUGCAGAAAGCAAGUCCAGAGGCUGUAGCAGAGAGUUCAUCCUCAGGCAUCCCCUCGGGGCAAGGAGAGAGCCAGCCCUGGGCAGAAGCAGGAGAGUUCCAAAUCCCUGUGAGCUGCAGGGUGGGGCCAGUUCUCCACAGUGCAAAGGGUGACCCAGCUCAGCGAGGGCAGUUAGAGGAAGCCGCUUUCCAAUUGCAGCAGAUUUUCCGAAUUGAUAUUUCCAUUGCAUUGAAUAUCCUCGGCAUCGAGAGCAUGAGGGCGGGGCACAGCCGGGUGGCCUUCACCUGCUUCAAGCUGGCAGCGGAUCGGGGCUACAGCAAAGCCCAGUUCAAUGUGGGGCUGUGCUACGAGCACGGCAGGGGCACGGAAAAGGACUUGGAAAAGGCAGGUUUUUAUUACUGCCAGGCAGCCAGCAGCCGUCACCCCAUGGCCCAGUACCGCUACGCCAGGUACCUGCUCCAGCACGGCCCUGGCAGCCUCUGGGACAGGAAUCACAAGGCUGUGGCACUCCUGGAGCAAGCAGCAGGGGCUGGCAUCACAGAGGCACAGGCUUAUCUUGGAGUGUUCUACAUGAGGGGGCUGCAACCCCAGGAGAAGAGAGGUCUGAAGUACCUGCUGCAGGCAGCAAACAGUGGGGAUGCCCAGAGCAGGUUCCACGUGGGUGUGUGCCACGAGCAGGGCCUGGGGGUGCAGCAGAACGUGGCGGAAGCGCUGCGGCACUACCGGCAGUCAGCGGCCGCGGGGAACAGGCAGGCCCAGGACAGGCUGCGGGCAUGGCAGCAGGAGCUGCAAGAUGUGCACACAAAGCAUCCAUUCCCUUCAGGAUUAAGAGCCUCCUCCUCCAGCCCCAAUUUCUGGACUAUUGAGCCUGUGUCUGCAGGUCAGCCAGGACAGUGUGGCCUGACCCUGCCCCACUCGUGGAGCACAGGCAGGCUGCACGUGAUGCUGCUCAGCAGUGCAGGGUGGAGCUGUGCCUUCAGAGCCAGGACAGUGCCACUGGAGCUGCAGGGCUGGGAGCCCCAGCACUGCUGGCCCUAGAGCAGGCAGAGGGCAAGGCAGCCCUUGGUGUGGGCUGGAACCAGGCUGGCAGUGAAUGGAAAGAGAAUGCUCUCUGUUCAUGCAACAGGAGGCAUUUUUAAAUGCCUGGGGUUUGAGAAUAAACUUUGUGAUAUCUCCUACACUACCAAGUCCUCUGGUCCUCUUUCCUUGCUCACAAUGAUGUUGCUUCUGCAGCUGCAUUUCUGUAUUAGAGCCAAGCUGUGGCUGCCCCUGGAUCCUGGCAGUGCCCAAGGCCAGGCUGGACAGGGCUGGAGCUCCCUGGGACAGUGGGAGGUGUCCCUGCCAUGGCUGGGGUGAGACAGGAUGAGCUUUAAGGUCCUUCCAGCCCAAACCAUUCUGUGGUUCUGCAGCACAGUGGUGUGAUCUGGGCUGCUAAUUCCUGCAUAUCUUGCUCAUGGUCCCCCAGGGAGGUUCACAAGCCACCGUAUUGGGAUGUUGGCAACUAAGCCUGGGGCUGUCCUGGCCCUCAGCCUCUGAGGCAAUUUUCUCUCUCUCCAAGGCAAGUCCCCACAGUGCCCCUGCUACCAGCACAGUGUGGGCUGGCUCUGUGUCACCAUUCUGGCAGUUUAAUCUGCUUUCAAACCUGGGCAAGCCAGAGAGUGAAUUCUCAGCAUUAGGGCACAGUUUUGAUGGGAUGUGACAGAUCCAGCUGUAGCACUGAGGUGGCAGCUGUCCCCAGCCAUCCUGCACCAUGUCCUGUGCCCACUCCUGCAGCCCUGGCAGGGAGCUGCUCCCAUGAGCACACCUCUGUGAGACACAGCAAGCAAGGUUUGCUUCAAAAUCCAUCCUGGCCCUGUUUGUGAGCACGCCAGCUCGUUUGCAGCAGAGUGGAUAAGGGAUGCUCCCAGUGGGAAGGCACCACUGGCAGGCAGCAGCAGCAGGCAGCUGGUGUGAUAAUUUCUUCCACUGGGGCAGCUGAAUCCGGAAAAAGGCAUUUGUUCACACCAGUUUAAACUGGUUCAAGGGCAUCUGUGCAAACUGCCCAGCUUCCUGUGGCUCUGGUGCUCUGUGUAGGUCGGGCUCUGCAAAACAAAGGCAAUGGCCCUGUCCUGAACUUCUCCAUGCAGCAAGGGAGGGGCACAGCCAGCCCUCAACACAUCUGAUUGUUCUUCUGGUCUGCUCUCUCCUUCUGCUCAGACCAAACUUACUUAGACCAUUUCCUUUAUGAAGCAGGAUACAAGGAGCAGGAAAUUCCUGGGGUGGAUUUCCUAUGCUGUGAUAAUCCAGAGCGUGCUUACGCAUCGGUCAGGAUGGGAGAGGGGCUGGGGGGGCUGAAAGCAGUUUGCAGAAUCAGGAAAUUGAACCAAGAGGGAGGAAUUUGUCUCCUUUUAAACCUGCUUGUUAUAAGGUAUUUUUGUGUAAGGAUUGUCCUCUAACAGGGACAUCAAAGCAACUUUGCAGAAGGAGAUGUGAGGCUGUGCCAGGUGUUUGUCCCACUGCCUGUGCUCCCAAGGUGCAGAGGAAUCCCACAGGGCUCAGUCAUGAGCCAUCAAAUGCCUCCCUCAUGGCUUGCACAGCUGCAUCUCAGCUAGAAUCUGGCUCUCUGACAUUGUUUUGGUGCAAGAACCUGUUUUGUUUGUAAAACAAACCAGCAAGAGAUUUGUGUUAGCAGAGCAGCAGCACGAGCAGGCCAGGCCAAACCCAUCCGUGGAUGGAUGCCAGACAUGGGCUCAUCUGCACAAGCAUUUUGGAGACUUGAAAGAAAACAGAACAUUUUGGAUAUUAAAAAGUCCACCUGGGGAAA
Poecile atricapillus (Black-capped chickadee) is the source of this 3619-nucleotide messenger RNA. RefSeq names its product DAP3 binding cell death enhancer 1 (gene DELE1). Gene Ontology annotation, molecular function: protein binding. The record is from RefSeq and is a predicted model, not a curated record. Bases 394 to 1854 code for a protein of 486 amino acids. The transcript has 11 exons. NCBI's taxonomy places the organism in Eukaryota, Metazoa, Chordata, Aves, Passeriformes, Paridae.